AUGCCUAUUGGAUCUCCGCGCCACGAGAUUGCGGCAGCGUGGUCGACGUCGGCGGCGGCCGAGCCGGCGCAAGAGCCGGCGCAAGAGACUGGUUCGUCGCCGCACGGGGCAAGGCCGCCGCCCAGCCCGAGGGCUCCCAGCCCGAGGGCGCCUUCCCCGCAGCCGCCGGACUCGCCGAAGCCGGCGCGGCGCGCGUGGGGCGUCUACGACGGCUCGUGGGCGCGCGGGGCGCCGAGUGGGUUUGGCGUGUGGGUGAGUGCGGGACGAGAGCGGUACGAGGGCGAGUGGGCCGACGGGCGGCGGUGCGGCGUCGGGCGGUGCGUGUGGCCCGACGGCUCGUCGUACGCGGGCGAGCGAGUGGCUGGAGGGGGGGAGCGGCACGGCUGCGCGGGCGGCGAGCACGUGACGGGCUGGUGGGCCAAGGGGGAGCUGGAGCCGGCAGCGGCGGAGCCUCCUCGGGUGCUGGUGCUGGACUGCGGCGGCAUCACGAACCCGGAUUGCGAGGCGGGCAACGAGAGCGUGGCCGCGGCGAUGGGCGCUGGCUAUUGGCACACCGCGAUGGAGGUGGCUGGCGUCGCAGAGGCCGAGCGCACACCCGAGCGAGCGGCGGCUUGCGAGGCCGCCCUUGCUCCGGCGCUGCGCCGCUGCUACGCCGAGACCGCCGCCGUGGCGCGGCGGCUCAAGGAGGAGCGCGGCAUGGUUGUGGGCGUCAUCUCCAACCACCUGGUGACGCCCGGCCUGUUUGGGUACUGCGCCGAGGGCGCGCGGCUGCGCCUCGCUGCGUCUCGCCCCCUCUGCAAGCCCGACCCCGCCAUCUUCGCCCUCUUCUUCGAGCGGCUGCGCAGGCUCGAGCCGGGGGUGGCGCCCGCCGAGCUGCUCUUUGUCGACGACAAGCCUGCGAACGUGGAGGCCGCGCGGAGCCUCGGCUGGAGGGGCCUCGUCUUCAGCUCGAAGACCGCCCCCGCAGGCGGCUUCGCGGCGGAAGCUACUGACGUCGAGCUAGAGGCGGUGGGUGAGUCGCGAGGCGGCAAGGGUGAGCGGCCGCUGAGUGUGGAGCUGAGUACGAAGGUGGCACCCGCCCCAUCCCAGAGCAUGGCGUUCUCGCAGCUACUGCCAACCUCUGCAGGCCCGGGUGAUGGCUCUGGCGAUGGCGACGGCUCCAUUCCCUGGUAA
Molecule: messenger RNA, 1173 nt
Organism: Emiliania huxleyi CCMP1516
Lineage: Eukaryota; Haptophyta; Isochrysidales; Noelaerhabdaceae
Exons: 10
Coding region: 1-1173 (390 amino acids)
Source: RefSeq, a predicted model, not a curated record